AACAUUUUUAAUUGAAACUUCGGCUUUCGGGUGCGUUUCCGCCUUCGACCUUAAAUGUUGUAUUUGGAGAGUCUUUGUAUCGAAGAUCGAAACGGCUUCAAGAUCGAGUGUGAGUGAGUGAGUGAGUUUUUUUUUUCUUCUCGUGAGCACAAUUCGUCAGCAUCCUUUCAACGAGAUGAUUUAGCGGGCGCGCGCGCCUUUAUUGAAGGAGCGCUCUGGCUCUGGGCUGAGCGUUGUGUUGUGUUGUGGAUGGCUGAUUGCCUGGCGGGCUACUGCAGUUUAUGGAAUACAGACGGUUAACGAUGCAGGACGGUAUGCAGUAGGGAGUAAAUGCGGAAGAAAUUGGAUUAAAAAGCUUUUUCUCUAAACAUUACAAGAUAGUGACAGAGCUCGAGACCAACAUGUGCGAAUGAUCAAUAAUCGUGUCGGUGUAUGAGUGUGAUUUCAAAGCCAAAAGAGUACAGAAAGAAAGAGAGGGAGAGCCAAAUCCCUUUGAAGAAACACCAAUCAAGUUCCGAUCGAUCGUCGAUCGACUUAUGCUCUGAAUUGGAGCUGCAUUUCGAGCGUGUUUUAGUGCAUUUAUAUAUGUGUGUGAACGAGAGUGCAAACACAGGAAGAAAGCCAAUAUUCGGUGCAGAUGUGAGUGAGAGGCCGUUUCUAGAUUUAUCUGCGUGCGUGUUUUAUAACAAAUCAAUGCCGAAGGCCGGGAGAGAGCGUCAGCCAGCAAAGUGAAGUAAAGCUCAAGAAGAGAAAACGAAGAAAACCAACCUGCCGAUCACCGGCCGCGAUAUUUCAUAAACAAAACCGCAGAUCGCCGCAUGAUCGCGGCCUCGUGCCGACCCGAAGAAGUGAUGUUUUGCCUAAUGAUCGGGUCAUUGACAGUGGAUUAGAGUGUGGCGACUGGCUGGCAGCUGAACCGAACCGUCUCUACCUGAAGCCAAAAGUCGACGCAGCGAUCGACUUUGGAAUUUGAGUCAGCGAAAAAAAAAAAAGAAAAGAAAAGAAAAAAGGAUCGCUUCGCCGACCCCCGCCGUCAGCACCAUGUCAUCGUACCCGUACCAGAAUCCGUCGUCUUACGAGCCGUACGACGCCGCCGUUCCGCCGCGGGUUCCAAUGAGUCCGGUGCAUCUGCAGCAGCAUCACCCUGCCGCGUACUCCAAGUCGCUGGUUCAACCCACGUCCAGUCCUUCCGUCGGGGACUUUCUACCUCCUCUUCAACCCCACGACGGUGGCGGAGGUCCUCACGGGGGUCCCCGCUCAAUCUACAGCGCCCACGCGCUAGCCUCGUCCCAAGCCCUUCACCAGCAGCACCAACAGCUUCACGGAGCCGUCCCAUAUCUUCCGGGACCACCCCCUCCGGGACCUCCGUACCACCACUCGCCACGUGGCAGCGCCGGAAGCACAACCAGCAGUCAACAGUCCUCGAGCUUCCCGCCGAAUUUCCCGCCAAAUGUCCACCACCAGGUCGGGCCAGGUGUCCAGAUCGGCCACAACUACUCCCAGUCGGACGACGACAGCGGGUGCGCCCUCGAGGAGUACACCUGGGUGCCGCCCGGACUCCGGCCAGAUCAGGUCCACCUGUACUUCUCGGCCGUCCCGGAGGACAAGGUGCCGUACGUCAACAGCAUCGGCGAGCGGCACCGGGUUCGGCAGCUUCUCCAGCAGCUUCCACCACACGAUAAUGAGGUGCGAUACUGCCAUUCACUGACCGAUGAAGAGCGCAAAGAGCUGAAGCUGUUCUCGGCCCAACGGAAGCGGGAAGCCCUCGGCAGGGGCACCGUCAAGCAGCUGGCCAACAAUCAGAUCUGCGACGGGUGUGGCGAAUGCAUCUCGUCCGGCGACAUGGGAGUGACGGCGUCCCGGUUCGACGCGGGCACCUGCUGGCAUCCGGCCUGCUUCGUGUGCUCGGUGUGCAAGGAACUGCUCGUCGAUCUGAUCUACUUCCACCGCGAGGGCCGCCUGUACUGCGGUCGGCACCACGCGGAGACCCUCAAGCCACGCUGCUCGGCAUGUGACGAGAUCAUCUUGGCGGACGAGUGCACGGAGGCGGAGGGACGGGCGUGGCACAUUAAGCAUUUUGCCUGUUUCGAGUGCGAUAAGCAGCUCGGGGGACAACGCUACAUAAUGCGCGACGGUAAGCCAUACUGCCUGCACUGCUUCGACGCCAUGUUCGCCGAGUAUUGCGACUUUUGCAGCGAACCCAUCGGCGUGGACCAGGGCCAGAUGAGCCACGACGGCCAACACUGGCACGCCACAGACAACUGCUUCGCGUGCAGCACCUGCCGCUGUUCCCUGCUGGGACGGCCAUUCCUGCCCCGACGAGGGGAGAUUUACUGCUCGAUAGCGUGCAGCAAGGGCGAACCUCCCACACCGUCGGAGGCAUCUUCCGGCCUUCCGAUGAACAACUGCGUUGCGACGAUGAUGCUGCCGGGAUCUGGGAACCGAACUAGGUCGAUUCGGCGUAAUGUCACCGAUGAACUGCUGUUGCCGGAUUAUUCACCGCAUUUGCCAAAGUCCCCGGAACCGCUGCAGAGUCCGAUCAGUGAGCGAAGUACGCCGCACUCGAGUCCGGCCAAGCAGAACCAACAGCAGCAGCAGUCUUCGGUUCGAUCCAGUCCGAUUCAGCAGCAGCUGCAGUUCCAGCUGGAGGCGUCUACGAUGGCCAGUGAGGUGGCCACCAACUACUCAACCUCGGUCGACAACGACAAUGUACAAACCUACACCGGAACCGGUGGCAGUGGGGCCACUUCGCCCAUCUCGUCCCGACCCUGCACGGAACCCGGUGACUUUGUGGAUCACUACUCCAACGCGAGCCAACACGAGUCCCUGCCACCAAUCCUCAACUCCUCGAGUCAACGCCGAAUCCCGCAGUGUUCACCGGAGCUUAACCGGUUACUCCACAAAGACCGCAGCCGGCAACCGCUGGAUCUGACCGACCUCACCCUAAGCCUCAGUCUGGACAAUUGGCAGGACAAUCGGCACGAGCAGAUCUCCGGGUCCGGAACCGGAAUCGUCCACGCCGGAAUAGCCAAAAUGAACCCCUCGCUGACCUCAUCGAUGCCCGAGCUGACCCAGCAGCAGCAGAUGCAGUUCCAGCAGCAGCAGCUGGAACCGUACGACGACAUUAGCCCGAUGGACAAAGCAAGUGCAAUAGACCCGCUGGACGAUGGCAUCCAGAAUGCGUCCGACGCGUCGCACUCGAUCGUCGAACUGCCAACUCCGCCGCCAAUAGUUAUUAAGAAAGAAGUCCGCUUCGAGGGCGACUUCCAGGACUCCCUCCCUCGGUCCAAAAGCUACGGCAGCCGGUCCUCCUCCAGCUCGUCCCGCUCGAAAUCGUCCAAAUCGCGACGAAAAUCGAGCAGCCACCACAACCACAGCCACCGUUCCUCGUCCGAGUACUCGUCGUCGUACGAUCGUCACGACCGCCAUGGCGGCCACCACGAACGAUCCUCUUCCACCUCCUCCACCCGAAGAUCGCCCCGGCGGAGGCCACGCCACGUGCACGAGCACGAAGCCCCGGCCAUCGGCGACGAGGACGACUCGGACGUGCGGUCCGUCUGCUCGACCUGUUCGUCCAGCUCUUCGAGCGCCGACGACACCGUGUACGAGCUGCCCAUGCGGCGGACCUACGGCGGAACGCGCAUCCACUACAUGCCAAACAACUCGAUCGCGUGCGCCCGGAAGCGGAAACAGCUCGGCGUGCCACCGAAUGCAGGGGGAGGAGGCGGCGUCGGACCUUAUGAGAAAGACAAUAAAAAUUGUAUCAUUUCGUGAGAAUGUUUGCGGCGUUUUUGCGCAGCGUUUCCCAAUUGUGACCAAAUUGUAAAGCAAAAGUAUUUAAAAAUGUCCGUUCGUUUGUUGCGCGCCGAACGGAGUGUAUAAAGUUAACAUCAGAAAGAGAAAAAUUAUGCAAGUUUGAACGUAUUUUCAUUGUUUGGAUUGAAAUUUUAGCAUGAGAAGAGCAGAUUUAACGAAAAAAAGAAGCAUAUUUUAAAGUCGAAACGUAAAAUACUCGAAAGCAUAUUUUGUGAGAUUUUUAAGGUUCAUGUCGCGUACGCAGUUCAUAGUUCACACCAACAUACAAAGGGUAGAUUGUAUUCAAUGCUCAUAUCUUUAGUGUUAAGAUCUUUUAUACAUACAGUUUGAUAGAGUUAAUUUUUUACCGAACAGUUGAAAGAAGAUGCAGAAAAAACU
This is a messenger RNA of Culex quinquefasciatus (southern house mosquito), 4194 nucleotides long. Its product is annotated as protein prickle. Gene Ontology annotation, molecular function: zinc ion binding. The record is from RefSeq and is a predicted model, not a curated record. Lineage: Eukaryota; Metazoa; Arthropoda; Insecta; Diptera; Culicidae. Bases 1042 to 3774 code for a protein of 910 amino acids. The transcript has 9 exons.